UCAAAUAUUAUUUAUUAUACUGCUUUGAUCUCCAUACAUGGGUUCUUUUUUUCAAUACCCAAAUCUCCAUUUCUCCUCUGAAUCAUCUUCGUCCCACAUUUCUCAAGAAAAUUUCUCACCACGCUCUUCAUUCAGAUAUGCCCAAAACCAGGCUCUUCCUUUCAAUGAAAAUGAUUCUCAAGAAAUGCUUCUUUUGGGAGUCCUGAAUCAAGCCCCAGAAGCACACUCCUUUGACACCACAUCUGUCACUAGUUUCAGAGAUGAUCAUGAAGUCAACUCCGAGCCUGUCGAAGAGAAGACGGCAAAGGAGAUUUCUUACAGAGGAGUUAGGAAGAGGCCAUGGGGGAAAUAUGCAGCUGAGAUAAGGGACUCAACGAGGAAUGGUGUUAGAGUUUGGCUUGGAACCUUUGAUACAGCAGAGUCUGCAGCUUUAGCCUACGAUCAAGCUGCAUUGGCAAUGCGAGGUCCAAUGGCCAUACUCAAUUUCCCGAUGGAUAAGGUCUACGAAUCACUUCAAGAAAUGAACUAUGGGUUCGAAGAAGGCUGCUCGCCUGUCUUGACUAUGAAAAAGAAGUACUCCAUGAAAACCAGACGAUCGGGCAAAAAGAAGAUGAUGAAGAAAGAUGAGAAGGAAAAUAGACUGGUGUUGGAAGAUUUAGGAGCAGAUUAUUUGGAGGAACUUCUAUGUUUAUCUGAGACUGCAACUCCUUAUUGGUGAAUAAUUGAGUUCAUCCACCAAUAUUUUACAUUUUCAGAUUUCGGUUGGGAUGGUGAGGAA
Gossypium raimondii (Peruvian cotton) is the source of this 778-nucleotide messenger RNA. RefSeq names its product ethylene-response factor C3. Gene Ontology annotation, biological process: ethylene-activated signaling pathway; regulation of DNA-templated transcription. Gene Ontology annotation, molecular function: DNA binding; DNA-binding transcription factor activity. The record is from RefSeq and is a predicted model, not a curated record. NCBI's taxonomy places the organism in Eukaryota, Viridiplantae, Streptophyta, Magnoliopsida, Malvales, Malvaceae. The transcript has a single exon. The coding region runs from base 38 to 718 and encodes 226 amino acids.